Molecule: messenger RNA, 878 nt
Organism: Colletotrichum scovillei
Lineage: Eukaryota; Fungi; Ascomycota; Sordariomycetes; Glomerellales; Glomerellaceae
Exons: 1
Coding region: 17-718 (233 amino acids)
Source: RefSeq, a predicted model, not a curated record
GGCACGUAUUUCUUUGAUGCGAUCUUUUAGUGUUAAGGCUGCGUUUUUCAUCGCAAUUUCGGUCAAUUCUCACCCCAAACUUGCAUUUGCUGCCCUGCACGACACUUCAAAUCGCCAUUGCGACGCGAAAUUCUCAGACGCGAAAUCACUAUCACCCCAUCCAUUGAAGAAUCACGGGACUCUCCUCUCGCGAACUGGAUCUGACGACUGGAACACCAUGACCUCCCAACGGGUCACGAUCAAGGGCUCUGCCGCAGUGCCAGGCAUCUACCGACUCAUCAUUAUGACCCUUGAGCCAAUCUUCGCGCUACUCGGCGCCGUCAUGGUCCUCCACACACCGAAUCAAUACCUCGCCGGAAUGACGCGCAACGCCUUCGCAUACGAACCCAACACGCAGUUCAUCUACACGCAGCUUGGCGGCGGCUGGCUGCAUUUCGCCUUCACCGAGGGCGUGGUCAUGCGGGUAUUUGACGACCUCACUCUCUGGCGCGUUCUCUGUGCGGGUAUGCUUCUGAGCGACGCCGCUUUCUGCCACGGUACUGCGCAAGCCGUCGGGGGCUGGGAGAUUUGGCUGGACAGAUCCACGUGGACUGUCGAGGACUACGUUGCUUUCUUCACGACGGCGCCGAUGGUCUUGGUUCGGAUCCUGAUUGUCCUGGGUAUUGGCAUCAGCACACCGAAGGAGGCAAAGGGCAAGGAGAACGAGAAGCAGCUUUAGAGAGAUUUGGACCGGGUACUAUGAAGUCUAUGGGACGAUGCCGCUAGGCAUACUUGCUGUAUAAGAUUAGCAUGCAAUUCCACCUUCAGGGUAUGCAAAUUCUGCAUCUAGGAACAGAUUUGUAGGACUACUUCCAGCGAAUAAAAUUGAAAAGACCUGC